Molecule: messenger RNA, 1856 nt
Organism: Monomorium pharaonis (pharaoh ant)
Lineage: Eukaryota; Metazoa; Arthropoda; Insecta; Hymenoptera; Formicidae
Gene: bond
Product: elongation of very long chain fatty acids protein
Exons: 7
Coding region: 773-1579 (268 amino acids)
Biological process (GO): sphingolipid biosynthetic process; fatty acid elongation, polyunsaturated fatty acid; fatty acid elongation, monounsaturated fatty acid
Cellular component (GO): endoplasmic reticulum membrane
Molecular function (GO): fatty acid elongase activity
Source: RefSeq, a predicted model, not a curated record
GUUAAAUAGAUGUUUAAACACAUUUAAUGUUAAAAAAUUUUAACUCUGUUUCUAAUUUUUAAAUUAUACAUAAUUUUUUAAUUAUACAAAUGUACUCUAUUUAGUUAUCGUUUAAUUGUUCCUCAAUUUCUCUGUCUUUUAAUUAACAAACAAAGCAUUUCCUGCUUCAAUAAUACCACGUGUAACCUGUGCCUGUGAACGUAAUCGCGGUCAACUUCACGAAUUCCUCUAGCGUUCUCCUUUUUCUUACUGUCCUUUUUUUACCGAUUCCCCCUUUUACGAUUCUCAUAUGGGUUCCCCUUCCGUAUAUUCUUUAUCUCUUUUCUUUUUUUUUAUCUUUAUCAAUCUAAUUGACGAUAAAAUUAUAUAAAUUUUUUCUACAUUAGAAAAAUCUACCCUGCUUCUUCAUUUUAAAUUAUAAGUAAAUCUUUUAUUGCGUUAUUACGAGCGUUGAUUCGAUGGUGGGGAUUGCCGAAGACGGUUUGUUGGGUAGUGGUCUUUUUAGUAACGUUUAACCAUCGUGCACGAUCAGUUACUGGUGGAACGCCUCUCUCUUCUCAUCACAGAUCAGCGAUUGGAACCGUGAAGCGUAUCCUGUUCAAACUUUCCCGGCAUUCUUCGUUCAAACGUGUCAAGAAAAGGUCGUGGUCACGAGGUUUCUGAAUUUGUGGAAAUAGCCAUCUCGCAAGAUUUCGAAUGCCUGUGAAAGAAAAGAUUUUCUGAUAAAAAAUCAAAAAGGCAAUCUCUCUCUAGCUUUUAAAAAUUCAUCAACAUGACUAGUCUCAUUCGACUUGUCGUUAGUAAUUAUAACGAAGUUCUAAAAAAUGUCAAAGAUCCAAUGGUAGAUACUUGGUUUUUAAUGGAAUCUCCGAGUCCUAUGUUAUGUAUUGUCGGCGCAUAUUUGCUAUUCGUCUUAAAAAUUGGACCAAAAAUGAUGGAGAAAAGGCCAGCCUUUCAGUUAAACACUGUUAUGAUCGCAUAUAACGCAUUUCAAGUACUCUUCAGUAUCUGGUUAACAUCUUUGAUAUUAAAUGUCAAUAUUAAACAACUAUUCUCUGCUCACGGAUGUGGUAUUCAAAAUCGUUUACCUAAUUCACAAAAUGUAAACUUCCAAGCAGCGAUGUCACGAGGCGCUUGGUGGUAUUUCUUUGCAAAAAUUAUCGAGCUACUGGACACGGUAUUUUUCGUUUUGAGGAAAAAGCAAAAUCAAGUUACUUUUCUUCAUGUUUAUCAUCAUACUAUGACGGCCGUUUUCUCAUGGUGCUAUUUAAAAUUUCUGCCUGGUGAACAAGGUGUUCUUAUUGGUUUCUUGAAUUCCAUGGUCCACGUCAUUAUGUAUAGUUAUUAUUUAAUCGCAGCACUUGGCCCUAAAUACCGGAAGUAUCUGUGGUGGAAAAAAUAUAUGACUUGGAUUCAACUGCUACAGUUUGCUUUAAUGUUAGUUUACCUAGUAUUAACAUUAAUCAUGGACUGUCAAACACCAAAGGCUCUUACUUAUUUCUUUACAAUAAGUGUAAUAAUCUUUAUAUAUUUAUUUAGUGACUUUUAUCGUCAAGCAUAUAGAAAAAAAGUUACUUAACAAUAAAUGUUAUAUAACUAAUCAGGAAGUACAAAAAAAUUAUUUCAAUAUAUUUCUAAAUUUUAUACAGAUUACAAAAGAAUUAUGUUUAUUAAAGAAGCAAGAAAUGACUACAAUCCUUAGCAUUAUAUCAAUUAUUCUAUCGAUAUUCUAAUUAUUGGCUUCUAUAAUAAAAUGACAUAUCAAAAACGUGCAGGUAAUAAAUAUGUAGAUGUAUAAUAAUAUGUAAAUAAAAAGAGAAAAUAACUUUUACAAUUUAUAAAACACAUGUAGCUCA